CAACCGUCACCAUUCGAUUGGUUCUUUGUGCAAUCUUACCGGUUUGACCAAUCACGGAGUGCAACUACGGGCAGUCUAAGCUAUAAACUAAGCAGAAUAAUUGUUUGUAAGCAACCGAGAGUGGGUAGGUAAAUAAUGCUUCAGCAUGCUGCCGAAGGUAAGCAAUGGGCCAACCUCCGAUAACAGUAACCGUAGAGAGUCACCGGUCGUCGAUUCCCUAUCGCUGUCGAUGAUCGUAGUGGUAGCACUCUGCUGGGGUGCAACCAAUCCGUUCAUCCGGCGGGGCAGUUUGGGUUACAACAACCUAAAAUCUCGGACCAGAUUGGGCCAGCUGUGGUUGGAGCUGUGCUUCCUGGUGUCUCGUUGGCAGUAUUUACUUCCGUUGGCGCUGAAUCAGCUCGGUAGUGUGAUAUACGUGUUUGCCCUACAGCGAGCUGAGCUGUCGCUAGUGGUUCCGAUGGCCAAUUCAUUGACAUUCGUCUUUACGGCCAUCACUGCUCGGCUGCUGGGGGAGAAUGGCGCUAGCUGGAAAACGUACUGCGGAAUGAUGCUAGUCAUAGCGGGUACAAUUAUCUGUAGUAUUGAAAAGGUUUUGUGAUGGUACCUACCGUUUGUUAUCAUUAAUGUGUUGAUAUAAUGAAGCUGAUGUGAUUUAGGUAGUUUGAUUGAUAUGAAAAUAAAG
This is a messenger RNA of Sabethes cyaneus, 682 nucleotides long. Its product is annotated as transmembrane protein 234 homolog. Bases 146 to 598 code for a protein of 150 amino acids. Lineage: Eukaryota; Metazoa; Arthropoda; Insecta; Diptera; Culicidae. The transcript has 3 exons. The record is from RefSeq and is a predicted model, not a curated record.